CUUCCGGUUUAAGUAACGAAUGAAAACACAGAGGAGAGGAGGUUGAUUUCAAGCUGAAUUGACCCAAAAUGGCUGUGGCCAUAAGCUCAACAUGUCCAGGCCUCUACUGUGGCAGGAUGACGGUCAAUGGAUCUGUGGAGGGAGAAUGUGGGGUGUGCCCUCGUGGAGAGCGGGCCAACCUCCAGAAGAUAUGCCAACGCUGCACUGAGUCACCUGAACUCUACGACUGGCUCUAUCUGGGAUUCAUGGCCAUGUUGCCUCUAGUUCUACAUUGGUUCUUCAUUGAGUGGUACUCGGGGAAAAAGAGUUCCAGUGCUCUCCUGCAGCACAUCACAGCCAUGUUGGAGUGCAGUGUGUCAGCUGUGGUCACUCUGCUGGUCAUAGAGCCGGUGGGGAAGCUCACUAUCCGUUCCUGUGGAGUCCAGAUGCUCUCAGACUGGUACACCAUGCUGUACAACCCUAGUCCAGACUACAUCAACACAAUACACUGCACGCAGGAGGCCGUCUACCCACUAUACACCAUUGUUUUGAUCUACUAUGCAUUCUGCUUGGUGCUGAUGAUGCUCCUGCGCCCCCUGUUGGUGAAGAAGAUAGCCUGUGGUCUGGGCAAAUCAGACCGCUUCAAGAGCAUCUAUGCUGCUCUAUACUUCUUCCCCAUCCUCACUGUGCUGCAGGCUGUGGGAGGAGGACUGCUCUACUAUGCAUUUCCCUACAUCAUGCUGGUGCUGUCUUUGGUCACUCUGGCUGUUUACAUGUCUGCCUCUGAGAUACAGUCUUUUAAAACCCUGGUGGCCAAGAAGAAGCGUCUGGUGGUGUUGUUCAGCCACUGGCUGCUCCACGCCUACGGGAUCAUCUCCAUCUCCCGACUGGACAAGCUGGAGCAGGACCUGCCGCUGUUAGCCCUCGUGCCUGGCCCCGCCCUCUUCUAUAUUGUCACCGCAAAGUUCACUGAGCCAAGUCGCAUCCUGUCUGAGGGCAGCAAUGGACACUGAGCUUGCCUUUGGUCCCAGUUGUACAUGCUGUAAAGCUAUAAUGACAACAUCAGAAGCUUAGUACACGUCUGCUCAUUAUUUAACUUUAAGUUCAGGUCAGGUGGAUAAAAAGGAUGCGUUCCAUUUACAGAACUGGGAGUGAAGUCUGAAAAAAAAACAGGGCUGCAAAUGUAUCUCAGGCUAGCCAUUGUUAACUAGCGUUAGCAAUACCAGUCAAUUGCAAUGCUAGGUAGCAACAUGGCUAGCAUUAAAUUAAGAACAGUACUAUGUGUACAAGUGAUUUACAGUGAAACAGACGUGGUUAAAUAUCAGUGCUCGUUUGGUCUUGGAGUCCCGUGGCGGAGUUGGAAAUCCAAGUUCGUUGGAGUUCUGACUACAAAUGAAACACACCACAACAUUUGUAGGUUUCAUUUUGACGGUAGUUUCUUGAUCUUUUUACCUGUUGACAUCAUUGAAAGAUCUCUAAACCACGUCACACACAUGUUGCAGUUGAGGGGAGACCCCAUGAAAAAUGACUUUGACUAAAGUGAGAACUGCUCACGGAAGUCUGACUUAUUCUCUGACAUGGAACACUUUUAAAUUGUGUCAAGUGAUAGAAAUAACAUAACUUAGACAGAUAAAGGACAUGAGGAAAAAAAACCUUAAUGCUUUAUCUCUACAGACUUUCAUGUGACAAAGCCAAAGGUUUACAAAGUGACAUCAACUGCAGUUAAGGUGGAAUAGGCUGAAUUUCUCAAGUGUACACAAUGCAGUCUGUGGUUUUGGAAUGUGAGCACAAACUAGUGCAUAUUUGUGUAUCUUACUGAACUUAAAGAGAUUUCUUUUAAACCUGAGCUUUAUGUUUAUAAAAUGUGUGUGUACUUGUGAAUAGUAUUUAAUAGUAUUUCAAAUUCAGAGUGAGCGCUGAAUGGUACUAGUGCUGUUGUCGGACUUGCUCCAAAACAACUAUAGCCAUUUAUUAGCUUGGAUAAGAACUUUUAGUGGACUUAAAGCAAAAUAUUGCAGUUGCCUUAUAGGAUCAAAAGUACUUUUUAAGCACUAUUAACUUUUUAACACACAUUUAUAAAUGUAGAUUAAACAGUCCUGAAAUUCCCCUUUUAAAGCUACAGUAGGCAGUAUUGCAGGAAAUGUAGUUGAUUGUUCAGUUUGUUCACAGUUCAGUAACAUUGUGGGAUGGCGACUGACCAAUAACCACAUUUAUGUUUUACCUUAAAACUCAUUAAGAUUAAAAGUCUCUUAAACGGUGUCCUGGACAUGACAUGGAUACAACCAUUACAAAAAUAUACAUACAAAUCUCCUUAAGACAGGAAAAGUCAAGUAUAAAAUCACAUCAAGCAAUUUUGUAAAAUAUCUAAAGCCAGAUGUUUUCUACCUCCAAAUCAGUUAACAAGUGUUCAAUGAGACCAGAUCCUUCAGUUUCAGACCAUUUUCAACCGCUUUAUUCAAUCUCUGAAAUGUUGAUCUUACUCGGAUCACUUGGUUUAUGUGAAAUUGUAUUAUGUAAUUAUUGAACAACAAUGCCUCAUAAAGAACUCUACCUUUUAUAUUAUUGUAUAUGUGUCUUGUGCUGUUUAUUUUGCUGUAAUCCCUCCAAUGGUUUUCUUGGACAAUGACGUGUAAUAUUGUACAUAUGUGAAUGCUAUAUGUGAAUAUCAGUGUGUUGAUGUUCAGUUGGAUUUGGUUCAUGCAGAGUGAGUCUGUUGAGUCGACUCCGUCACAAAUAAAAUAAGAAUAACAUCCA
Molecule: messenger RNA, 2733 nt
Organism: Solea senegalensis (Senegalese sole)
Lineage: Eukaryota; Metazoa; Chordata; Actinopteri; Pleuronectiformes; Soleidae
Gene: jkamp
Product: jnk1/mapk8 associated membrane protein
Exons: 7
Coding region: 69-992 (307 amino acids)
Biological process (GO): response to unfolded protein
Cellular component (GO): membrane
Molecular function (GO): ubiquitin protein ligase binding
Source: RefSeq, a predicted model, not a curated record